GGAUUGUGUGAGGAGAGCAUUUUCAGGACGCUUCAGUCCCUGAUUUUUACUCAUUUUUAUUUAUUUAUUUAUUUAUUUAUUGUUUUUGCUUUUCUGUGUCGGCUUUUCUUCUCUCACCCUGUUCUCUCUCUCACUUCGUCCAAGUCGCAGACCCAAAAUUCCCUUUCUUCCCCUUCACUGUAUCUCACCCUGUUCUCCUUCACCUGUUAAUUUCCCUUUGUAAAAUUCCCCUUCAAAGCUGUGUGUUGGAUCUUCAUCAAUUUAUACUUUGUAAAGAUGUAAGUUUGUGUCCAAGCUAAGACUCUUUACUCACAACCAGGCUGGCUGCUGUUUAUUUAUGGGCACCUCAUUAAGCAUACUCAAAUUGAGAAGAGAGUCUCAAAAAAGGAAAAGGAGAGAAAUAUGUUGCGCAAUGGAGGCAUGUUAUUGGAAGAGCUACUCCAUUCAUGUGAUGGAAAAUAUAAUCCGUUCCGAAUUUUCUCAGCUCAAGACCUUGUAAUUGCAACCGAUCACUACUGUCACCAAGUUCAGGAUGAUGGUACUUACAAGAUCCACAGGGGUUCUUCCAAUGGCCGUCCAAUACUUGUCAAGUCUUAUUACCAAGUAUUUGGAUCUGGUUCUGGUAUUAAUGAUAUCGUGUUUGCAUCACAGUCAAACAACCACAGCAACAUACACAUGCUCUUGGGCUGCUGCCUUGAAACUGAAUAUCCGAUCCUAGUGUUUGAGUAUCCAGAAAAUGGACUUCUUUCUGAUCAUAUAUUUGGCGAUCAUCAUCAUCAGCUACUACCUUGGGAUUGUAGGUUGAAGGUUGCCAAGGAGGUUGCUGAUGCUUUGGCGUAUCUCCACACUGGGUUGUCCACGCCCAUCAUUCACAGGCACGUAAAACCAUUAAACAUAUAUUUAGAUGGAAAUUAUGUUGCCAAACUAUCAGAUUUUAGUUUGUCUAUAUCAAUUCCUCCAGGGGGAGGAGUAGGUACAAACUACUGUGGCAGGGACUUGUGGAUAUGUGGCUUCAGAAGCUACUGAGAAGUGUGAUGUUCUCUACGGAACGCUUUUGAUUGAAAUUUUGUUAGGAAAAACGGUUUAUUCUUUACUAAUGGAAGAUAUUGAUUCUA
Messenger RNA from Cornus florida, 1115 nucleotides. Its product is annotated as serine/threonine-protein kinase ZRK1-like. The transcript has 2 exons. Lineage: Eukaryota; Viridiplantae; Streptophyta; Magnoliopsida; Cornales; Cornaceae. Gene Ontology annotation, molecular function: protein serine/threonine kinase activity; ATP binding. Bases 403 to 1026 code for a protein of 207 amino acids. Gene Ontology annotation, biological process: protein phosphorylation; cell surface receptor signaling pathway. The record is from RefSeq and is a predicted model, not a curated record. Gene Ontology annotation, cellular component: plasma membrane.